CGUGAUACGACUUCAGUAGCGCCGGUCAAUUUUCUGGCGAUGCCGAGCAGUCAGGUACAGCGACGAGCAACAACGACCACUCAGGACACUUGAGUUCCCUCCAAGGAAAAUGCAGAGGGUCAUACGCCGUACUGUUUUGGCAAAGAAUCAAGCUAAGCGGAAGGCAACUAUCCUCGAAAAAAAUAAACGACGCGAAGAUGUCAAAACCCUGAUUCAGCAUCAAACGCAAGGCCAGAAUGCAAGGAACAAAAGAGAGAAAAAUGCUAGGCUCAACCGACGAGAAGACUGGCUGAGAGGCCCUCUAGCACCGAAGCGUGAUUCGGGGCUAGAAGAGGGAUAUUACGGGUCACUAGACUCAGCCGAUGUGCAAUUUGCAGUCAUCCCUGAGCACCUACGAAGACGCUAUAUCAACAUUGCAAAAGGAGAUCGUGUAUGUCUCCUUAAAGGGCCAGAUCAAGGAAAGAUCUGUGAAGUUUCAGCUGUCGACCUUACCACGGAAACCAUUCAGCUCAGAAAUAACAAUUUGGCUCAUGUUUACAUACCGGACUGGGCUAAAAAAGCAUCCCAAGUGGAGAACAACUUCACAACUAUGGAGCUAUCCCUCCCUAUCGAUGAUGUUCGCCUCGUCGUUACGUUAGAAGAAGAUGGCGUCCCCUACGAAGCGAUUGCCGAGCACGUGUACGGAGGUGCGCCAUUCCUGGAGCAAACUAAUGAGGACACUCCAAAACACACCAGGUAUAUUGCGGGAGAGGAUAUACCCAUUCCGUGGCCACGCGAGCAUGUUGUCGAUAAUAAGUUCAAAGACACAGAAGCAGACAGUCUUCGUCGUGAGGUUGAACACGAAACGUGGGAGCCGACACUUAAAUACGCUCCCUUUGAAAGCAGCAUUAUGGACGAACUCAGGAACAAGUACUCGAAAUACCGAAAACGUCACGACCCAGAAUGGGUUUCAGAAAAGGAAAUGGAGGAUCUUCAACAGGAAUACCUCCAGUCUAGGACAUUGCUGACUCCUCAAGGCGAGCUCAAGCUCCAUCGUGCCGCCCAGAAGGCCGAAGCAAGAAAGGCAAAACUAGACAAGCACGGGAACUACAUAAUGAGCCAGGAAACCACCUCUUUCAUUGCCAAUUUCAUCAAUGGAAAUUCGGAAACAAGAUCGGCCAUGGAUCUCGCCAGGCGCAAAGCCCUCAAGCAAGUCAUAGGAUAGUUCUCACUUUCUAUCAAAGCGUGUAUUAUAGAUAAAUUGUAUUUCACUUUACAAAAUAUAAUCAAGUUCAUUACCUA
Molecule: messenger RNA, 1281 nt
Organism: Talaromyces proteolyticus
Lineage: Eukaryota; Fungi; Ascomycota; Eurotiomycetes; Eurotiales; Trichocomaceae
Exons: 2
Coding region: 110-1204 (364 amino acids)
Biological process (GO): translation
Cellular component (GO): ribosome; mitochondrion
Molecular function (GO): RNA binding; structural constituent of ribosome
Source: RefSeq, a predicted model, not a curated record